Molecule: messenger RNA, 1167 nt
Organism: Lucilia cuprina (Australian sheep blowfly)
Lineage: Eukaryota; Metazoa; Arthropoda; Insecta; Diptera; Calliphoridae
Product: leukocyte receptor cluster member 1 homolog
Exons: 3
Coding region: 88-1017 (309 amino acids)
Source: RefSeq, a predicted model, not a curated record
UAUGGCAGUUCUUCGAACAGCUGACUUUUAUUUACUCGUAUUUUUUGCAGAUUUGUUUAUCAACAUUAGCCAAACAACUUAUAGAAAAUGAAUAUUUUACCGAAAAAAAGAUGGCAUGUGAGGACCAAAGAUAAUAUAGCACGCGUUAGAAAAGAUGAAGCAGCGGCACGUGAAGAAGAACGUAAAAAACAAGAAAAAUUGGAAUUUGCAGAAAGUGAAGCUCGUGUUAACUUUUUACGCAAACGUUCGGGACUACCGGAAAGGCAGCGAGAAGAAAAUCCCGUUUCUGAAGAAAAGACAGAAAAUGAAGUGGCCGAUAGUUCUCAGCAUGUAAAUCUAUUUGCAGAUUACAAAACUCAUGUUAAGACUACUAACAAAGAAUUGGAGAAAGAAAAAAAGGAAGAACAAGAAAAAUAUGAGAAACAAAUAGGUUAUUUAACCUAUUUGGGCCAAGAUACCAACGAAGCGUUGAGACUUAAAAGUUGGUACGAAGUAGCACCCAAACGUUUUGCAGUGGGAUCCGAAAGGGGAGAACUGAACGAAAAGGAUUUAAAGACAAAACAUAAUCAUGAUCCUUUGACUUUAAUUAAUGCUCUUUUACCGCCUGAUCCCAAGCCACUAACAAAAUCCACACCAGCAAAACGUAAAAGGAGUCCUAGCCCUCAGUCUGCCAUAAUAGAGUUGGAUCAUGAUAGACCACCAAAAAAACACAAAAAGGACAGGAAAAAACAUAAAAAGGAAAAACACAAGAAACACUCUAAAGAACACAAACAUAAAAAAGAAAAAUCUAAAGAAAAGAAAAUAAUGGAGGAACAAAUACAGAAACGCUUAAAACUAGAACAGUUGAGAAAAGAACGUAUACGCCGUGAAACUGCAGAAAAGGCUAGACAGGAAGCUUUACUGGCGCCUAAGGAAGCUAACAAGCCAGCAGAAGCGACAAGUAUUGCUACACCUAGAGUUGUACAAAAAUAUAAUAGUCAAUUUAAUCCAGAAUUGGCUAAGCAAAAUAUGAAUUAAGCCCAAAAUAAAAUGGAUAAUUUAUUUGAAUUGAAAUGCGGAAUAUUAAAUAAUUUAUAAUGCAUUAAAACUUAUUAUUAGAUUCUAUUUGUAUUCAAAGCAAAAUUGCUUUUUAUUAUAAAAUAAAUUGCGAUUACUUUUUUUUAAAGA